GCAACCGCGGCCACCGGAAGGACGCGGGGGUUUGCGGAUUGGCCCUGCGGCCGGAGGGGAGGGGGCGGGGCCGCGGCCGGCGCACAGACCGCGCGUUACUUUGUCCCAACGCCGUGCGGUGCAGCGGCAGGUGUUGAACCAGAGGCAAUACAUGUGAAGAAGUUUUGAACGGUCCAUCUGAAGAUUGACACAGUUUUCUGACCUAACAGUGGGUUUGGGCUGUGUCAGCAUUUAUUAUGGCCAAGGUUGCAGUUGGGGGAGGAAGUGCUGACUGUAUGAGUCCUGUGAAUGAAUUUGGUGAUAUUAUCAGAUGGAGAUCAGAUGAGCAUGAUGCUGUACAGAAGAAAACAUUCACAAAAUGGAUUAAUGUGCGCUUUGUAAAGAAUGGAAAACUACCAAUCAAGGAUUUAUUUGAUGACCUCCGAGAUGGCAGAAAACUCUUAGAUCUUCUGGAAGGGCUCACAGGACACGUGUUUACCAAAGAACGUGGCACAACCAGAGUACAUGCUCUCAACAAUGUCAACAGAGUUCUGCAUGUUCUGCAGCAAAAUAAUGUGGAGCUGGUAAAUAUAGGUGGAACUGAUAUUGUAGAUGGAAAUCGUAAACUGACACUUGGGCUCAUUUGGAGCAUCAUUCUACAUUGGCAGGUCAAAGAUAUAAUGAAAGCUAUAAUGUCAGAUCUACAGCAGACAAACAGUGAGAAGAUUUUGCUCAGCUGGGUUCGCCAAUCAACCCGUCCCUACAAACAAGUCAAUGUUAUCAAUUUUACAACAAGCUGGGCCGAUGGACUUGCUUUCAAUGCUAUUCUUCAUCGGCACAAACCAGGUCUGUUCAGUUGGGAUAAAGUUACUAAGAUGACUGUGGUGGGACGGCUUGAACAUGCUUUCAAUAUAGCUAAGAAACAUCUAGGGAUAGAGAAACUGCUGGAUCCUGAAGAUGUUGCUGUUCCUCUGCCUGACAAGAAAUCCAUCAUUAUGUACGUAACAUCUUUAUUUGAGGUGCUCCCUCAACAAGUCACCAUGGAAGCCAUCCGUGAAGUGGAGACUCUGCCAAGACAAUACAAGGUUGAAUGUGCAGAGGGUCCUUCGUCCCAUCAGCUGGAUGUGACCUCAGAAAAAGAGGCAUUGAACUCUGGAGCUGAAACUCCCAGCACAGUGACCGAGAUGGAAGUGGACUUGGACAGUUACCAGGCAGUUCUGGAGGAGGUCUUGACGUGGCUAUUGUCAGCUGAGGAUACUCUUCAGAUGCAAAAUGACAUCUCCACUGAUGUUGAGGAGGUGAAGGAGCAAUUUCACAUUCAUGAGGCAUUUAUGAUGGAGUUGACUGCUCACCAGAGUAAUGUGGGUAAUGUACUUCAGGCUGGAAAUCAACUCAUUGCACAGGCCAAUCUAACAGAAGAGGAGGAGGAUGAGAUUAGAGAGCAGAUGACUUUACUCAAUUCUCGAUGGGAAGCGCUGAGAGUUGAAAGCAUGGACAGACAAGCCAAGCUUCACGAGGUACUAAUGGAAUUACAGCAGCAGCAACUGCAACAGCUAUCAAAUUGGCUGACUCAGACAGAAGAACGUAUUCAAAAGAUGGAAGCACAGCCCACAGGAGAUGAUCUGGAGUCCUUCAAAGAAAAGAUUGAGGAACAUAAAGUAUUACAAAGUGACUUGGAGAUAGAGCAGGUGAAAGUGAACUCUCUGACACACAUGGUGGUGGUAGUGGACGAGAACAGUGGUGACAGUGCAACAGCUGCACUGGAGGACAAAUUACAGUCACUGGGUGAGCGCUGGGCAGCUGUUUGUCGUUGGACUGAAGAGCGAUGGCGAUUGCUGCAGAAUAUUUUCACAAGGUGGCAGCAACUAUCGAACGACCAGAUGUUGCUUGAAGCCUGGCUCACUGAGAAGGAAGAUGCUUUCACUGAACUCCAAACCAGCAGUAUCAAGGGUUUGUGUGAGACUGGAGUGAACAGCCGCAGACUGGAAAUUUUGAAGGAAGAUCUAGAAAUGAAGCAUCCAACAUUGGACCAGUUGGGUGAGGAUGGCCGAGAUUUAACAGAAUUACUCAGUAACAGUAAUUUAUCAAAAAAAAUUGAUGGCAGUCUGAGAGAACUAACACAAAGGUGGGACAAUCUAGUGCAGCAACUGCAAGAUUGCUCCAAACAGUUACCUGAGUCAGGAGCAACCCAUGCUAAUUGGAUGGAAGUCUUGGAGCGCACAGUUCAGAAGCAGGAGCUGGCCCCUCCCCCGCCACCCAAGAAAAGACAACUGCAUGUGGAUGUGGAAUCCAGGAAUAAGUUCACUGCGGAUGCUAGCGAGCUUCUGAACUGGAUUAGCAAAUCAAAGUACGAGAUUCAAGCCAUGAUGUUCAAUGACUUCAGAAGGAAGAAGGAUAUCACCAGCUUGAAGAAAAAGAUGAAGACAUUGGAAAAAGAAAAGGCUGAACGUGAGGGACAAUUGAAGGAAAUAAGACAAACAGGACAGGCCUUGCUUGAACCAAUGGAGAAAGAAGGGCUGUCAACAGAGGAAGUAAUCCAUGCCCUGGACAAGGUGUCAGUGGAAUGGAACAACAAUAACCAACAAGUGGAGAAGCUGAGACGUAAGAUCCAAUAUCAAGAGGACGUAAACGGUAUUUAUCAAGAGUUACAAGAGCUUGAAAAGACGAUAAAAUGCAAAGAAGACUGGCUGAAGAGUGCGGCCAGUGGUAAAGUGAACGAGUCCUGUCAGGAUGAAAUCAACCAAUUGCUUGAUGUAGCUCCAUGCUUAGAGAAACUAAUGGCUCGUGGGGAAGUGCUCAGCAGUGAACCUGGAGCUCCGAACUUCCUCCAGGAAGACCUUAAUAAUACAAACAAUCGAUUCCGAUCAAUUCUCCAGAAACUACAGAGCAAACGACAACUGAAAUCAGGAUCGGAACGUCCUCGGAACCUAGAUGCUGUAAAGACCUUAAAAACAGUGCUGGAUCAAUCUGAAGCUCAAGUUAAACGAGGAUGGAGUACAGUUGUUAAUCUGGAAGCAGCUCAGAAAGCAUUAAAGAACACAGAGGCUUUGCAGAACGAAUUGAAAAACCAUCAACCGGAAAUGGACAGACUGGCUUCAGGGUUGGAAAGGAAGGAAGAAGAGCCGGUGACAUCUACUAAAAAGACCUAUGACAUGGAAUUGGAAGCAAUUCAAAUACGAUGGCAAAAGCUAAUAGCUAAGCUUCAGAAUGAUAGCCAGGUGCUGGAGGAUGUGAUAUCGAAACUGCAGCAAUUUAAGGAAAAUUCAGAUGCCCUGGAAAAGUGGAUGGAUUGUGUUGACACCUUCUUGUCCAAAGAGACUGUUGCAUUUGGCAAUCAAGUGGGACUCAAACAGCAGGUGGAAAAGUGCAAGACGUUUGUGGAUGAAAUUCAGAAUAUUCAGUCCAAUUUGACAUCAAUGAAUGAAAUUCAGGACUCACUGAAAAAGCUGCCAGUGACAGCCAUCUCUAAUUCUGUGGCAACUCGCAUGACAGACUGUCGGACACGAUGGAACAAAGUGAAGAACCAGAUUAUAUCUCAACAGCUGAGAUUGUCCGAGGGCCAGACAAAGACAUUAAACUUAAGGAAAGAUCUUGUAGAGAUGCGUGAGUGGACAACACAGGCAGAAGAGGAUUAUUUAGAGAGGGACUUUGAAUACAAGUCACCUGGGGAAUUGGAGAUUGCUUUGGAAGAAAUUAAGCGAGCAAAGGAAGAGGUGCUGCAGAAGGAAGUGAGAGUUAAGAUUCUGAAAGACAACAUAAAUACCAUUCUUAAGAAAAUGCCGCCUGUCGAUCAGGAAUUGAUGAAUAGGGACCUUAAUGCCGUGUUGGAGAGUUACAAGAGGCUCUGUGAUCGGAUUGAAAGAAAAUACUUGACUUUAAAGGAGGUAUGGUCUUGCUGGUGUGAGUUGCUUCAUUACUUGGACUUGGAAAACAAUUGGUUAAAUAAUCUGGAGGAGAAGUUGAAAACUGCAGAAAAUGUUUCAGACAACACCAGAGCUGUUAAUGAGGUCCUUGAGUCCCUCGAGUCUGUGCUACGCCAUCCUGCAGAUAACCGAACACAGAUCCGUGAACUGGGCCAAACAUUGAUUGAUGGUGGAAUUUUGGAUGAACUUAUAAGUGAAAAGCUGGAGGUAUUCAAUGCUCGAUAUGAAGAGCUGAGUCACCAGGCUGUGAGCAAGCAGAUCUCUCUUGAGCAGCGUUUACAAAUGUCUCAAGAAAACGAACAGCGAAUGCAUGACCUGCAGGAUUCACUUGGACAACUGGACAAGCAAUUAACUUCAUACUUGACAGAUCACAUAGAUGCCUUGCAGAUGCCACAAGAAGCUCAGAAAAUUCAGGCAGAUAUUGUAGCCCAUGAAACCACCUUGGAAGAGUUGAAGACCAGUAAUGUGGGAAGCCUUCCAUUAGUAGAUAACAGGCCCUAUUCUCGAGGUGGCACUCAGUUGGAUAUGCUUCAGAGGAAACUUCGAGAAGUGUCAACAAAAUUCCAGCUUUUCCAGAAACCAGCAAAUUUUGAGCAGCGAAUGCUCGACUGUAAACGUGUUUUGGAUGGUGUUAAAGCUGAAUUGCAUGUGCUGGAUAUGAGAAGAGUUGAGCCUGAGGAAAUAGAGUCACAAUUGGAUAAUUGUAUGAAACUGUAUAAAACUCUGAGUGAGGUGAAGCUCGAGGUGGAGACAGUGAUAAAGACUGGAAGGCAGAUUGUUCAGAAACAGCAGACAGACAAUCCCAAACAGAUGGAUGAGCAGCUGACAGCCCUGAAGCUCCUGUACAAUGACCUGGGUGCUCAGGUCACUGAAGGGAAGCAGGACCUAGAAAAGGCCUUGCAAUUAUCUCGCAAAUGGAAGAAUGAGACCAAAUCACUGUCGGAGUGGUUGACUGCAACAGAAGGUGAAGUGAAUCUUAAGUCUUCUGGAGGAGUGAUGUCUGAUAACUUAGAUGCAGAAAUCAAAUGGAUCAAACUAAUUCUGAAAGAUUUGGAGGGAAAGAAAAGUGAACUAGGUAGCAUCACGGAGAGUAGUGCGGCCCUGCAAUGUCUGGUAGAAGGCAGUGAAGGAAUUCUGGAGGAUAACCUCUGUGCACUGAACACUAGUUGGAACAGGGUCCACACUCUGGCACAGAGUUGGAGUGGCAGACUAUUGGAUCAUCAGCAACAGAUGGAAGAUUUCAAUCAGAAUGUUGCACACAUAAGCACCUGGCUGUAUCAAACGGAAAUUCUGCUUGAUGAGAUUGAUAAGAAGACAGAUGUUGAAAAGGAUGAAAUACUUAAGUGUUUCCAGUCUGAACUGGAUGGAAUCAGUUUGCAAGUUGAUGAUGUACGUGACCAAGCUAUUUCACUCAUGAACAGUAAUGGUCCUUCAUGCCGAGAAGUGGUGGAACCAAAACUUAGUGAACUAAAUCGUAAUGUGGAGAAAGUUUCUCAGCACAUCAAAUCAGCCAAGAUGGAAGCAGCAAUGCAAGUACAUGCAAGCCAUGAAAAUGGGUUUCCAUCAGGUUUGAAGACUGAUGCACAUUCAAGCAUUGAUCUAGAUCACUUUGAAUCUGAGCUACAAAUCAAGAUAAACAACUUGGAAAGGAAGUUGGAGUGUAGUGAGGAAAUCCCCGAUGAUGAUGAUGAUGAAAAGAUGGAUGAAGAGAAAGCAAGUGUGGAAGGGAUGCUGCAGAAAGGGGAGAGGCUACUCCAGACUAUUGAUGAUGAAAGACACAAACAGUUACAAAGAAAGCUGAUCCUUCUGCAGACAAAAUUUGCCUGUGUUAAGGAAGCAAGAUUAAUCCGGAAAGAGCAACUAGAAGAGCAUCCACCUGGGUGGUCCCAGUAUAAAAGAGAGGAAAGUGAAUUCUUGGAAUGGCUGGAUGACAUUGAGCAGAAACUAGCGGAAUAUGGCUCAGAAGAUGAAAGAUUAAAGGAACUGAUCCAAGAAAUGGAGCAACGAAGGGAGGACUUUAUUGCCUUAAAGGCGAAGGGCCAAAGUCUGGGAUUGUAUCGUACCUCUCCAGGAAAGGAUAAUGUCAAUGUAGACAAGCGCUGGCACCAAAUUGAGGCCCAAUUUUCUACUUACCAGCCAGUACAUUUAAAGAGCUCUGAAGCCAGAGUUGUUGCUGGUCAUUGUACAGCAAGUUCAGGGAUGGCUUCACAGUAUUUCCCAUCAGACUAUCUUCUGGAUAUUAACAAGGCAUUGCUGGCUCUGGCUGAUGUCGAACUACUAUUGAAUGCACCAGAAUUAAACAAUGGAAAAUAUGAGGACUUUUCAAGCCAAGAAGAUUCCCUUAAGAAUGUUAAAGAUACACUGGAGAAACUCGGAGAGCAAAUUGAGGACAUCCACGAGAAUCAGCCUGAUGCCUUUCUUGAAGCUUCUGCAGCUGAGGUCAUACAAAUUGGUGAUGCACUGACGCAGCUCCAUGCCGAAUGGGACAGAGUAAACAGAAUGUACAAUGAUCGUAGAAGCUGUUUUGACAAGGCUGUGGAGGAAUGGCGACAGUUUCACUGUGACUUGAAUGACCUGAAUCAAUGGGUGGUGGAAGCUGAGAAGUUACUGCCACAUGCUAGAAGCCAAAAUGGCAACCUGGAUUUGGAGAAAGUGAAAAAUAAUCAACAGGAGUUAGAAGAAGGUCUCAACAGUCAUCAGACUGUGUACAUGACACUAAAUGCCACCGGCACCGAUAUUAUCCGACAUCUUUCAACGGCAGAUGGAUCUCUCCUGCAGGAGAAACUCAAUAGAUUAAAUAAACGUUGGAGGGCAGUUUCUCUGGAGGUCAGAGACCGACGUCAAAGGUUAGAAGGAGAUGGACAGCGAUAUUCUGAUUUAAGGAGUCAGCUUGAUGAAUUCAGUAUGUGGGUAGACAAGGUGCAGAACUCUUUAAGGGCUGUGCAUUCACCACCAAGGGAGCAUGAUUUGAAGGAACUAAAGAUUCAUGCAGCAGAUUUGGAGGUACGCAGCGAUAACCUGAUUGCAAUGAACAGUAAUGCACAGGAUAUGCUUUCUGAUAAAGGCCUCAGUCUGCAAGAGAGAGACAAACUUUCUGCUAAACUUCGAAAUAUUAAUUCAAAUUGGAGUAAGGUGUCCAAAGAAUUGCCAGUUAAAAUGAAAAAUAUAGAGAUUCAACUUCAAGAUUAUGAUCACUUCAAAGAACGUUUGGAGAAACAUUCCAAUUGGGCAGCAGUUACCAGGCAGCAGUUAGAUCCCAGAAGAUCACCAUCACCUGGAACAAAACAACUUCAGUUGUUAGAAGCUGCUGUGAGAGAACAUGAAAUGGGCGUUGAGACAACACUUGCAAAAGCUGUAGAGCUGGACAGGAAAAGCCAUUUGCAUCCUGAAGAAAAGAGUAAGGUGGCACAGCUUUCUGUUGACUGGAGAAUUCUAAACACUGCAUUAAAAGAUUUUAGUCAACAAACUCUUAUGGGAUGGAGCCAGGAAAUGACACACUCAAAGGUUACAGUUCACUCAACUGUUCAAACAGUCACCCUGGUAUCAGCAACACCUCCAUCUCCUGUAUCCACUCAGCUUGUCAUGCGUGAAGCCUUCUCUCCGGAUUCUGAAUCCUUGAUGCCUGCAGAUUUGGAUAAGUCUGCAAUGGAGCUGAUCGAUUGGUUGACCCUCAUUGAUCAGAUGAUCAAGUCAAACAUAAUUACUGUUGGUGAUCUAGAGGAGAUUAAUGAAACUAUUGUGCGCCUGAAGACCACGAAGAAUGACUUGGAGCAACGGCAUCCCCGGCUUGAUGCAAUCUUCACUCUUGCUCAGAACCUGAAGAAUAAAACUGCUGAUCUGGAGGAACGAGCUACAAUCAGUGAGCGAUUGGUAAGAGUCCAAAACCAAUGGGACAGCACGCAACACAGACUGGAGGCACGGCAGCAGCAGCUAGACAAACUGCUCAGUGAUAGCAUACAGUGGGAGGAAGAGUGGCAGGCAACUGAAAGACUGGUUGGUCAAAGUGAGAUUCGCCUACAGUCCCUGCUACAAGUUACUUCAGAUCCCCUUGCCCCACAGCUUGCAGAAAGCAAGCACUUCUUACAGGAGUUACAUGGAGGACAGUUUACAGUGGCUUCUUUCAAUGAUCUGUCAAACAAAUUGCUACGUGAUUAUGCUGCUGAUGAUACUCGGAAGGUGAAAGAAAUUACAGACAGCGUCAAUAUGUCCUGGAAUAAUAUUAAUCAGAGAGCCAGUGAGAGAGUUGGGUACCUGGAGAAUGAGCUGAAGCAACUGCAGAACUUGCUGCAGGAAUUGGAAGGCUGCCUACGGUUUCUGCAGGAAAUUGAAGGUGAUCUUGAUGACUUGGCUAACACAGCUGAGAAAGAAGACACUUCAAAGGAUAGUGCUGAGGUCAAGGGACUGAAACAUCGAUUGCACGAUAUCCAGGCUGAGAUUGAUGCUCACAAUGACAUUUUUAAGAAUAUUGAUGGCAACAGGCAAAAGAUGGUGAAGGUCUUGGGCAAUUCAGAGGAAGCUGCCUUGCUCCAGCAACGACUUGAUGACAUGAACCAGCGAUGGAGUGAUCUGAAGACAAAAUCUGUCAAUAUCAGGGUUCAUUUGGAAGCUAAUGCAGAACGAUGGAACAGGUUACUGAUGUCAUUGGAAGAAUUAAACAAGUGGUUAAAUCUCAAAGAUGAAACACUGACAAAACAGAUGCCUGUUGGAGGUGAUGUUCAGACUUUACUGCAGCAGCGGGACCACUGUUGGGGACUCAAGCGUGAGCUACUGGAUAAGGAAGACGCAAUCUUAACUGCACUGGAUUCUGCACGAUUAUUCCUUGCAGAUCAGCCCAUAGAGGGGCCUGAGGAACCACGGCGUCAUUUGCAUGUUAAAACUGAGCCUACCCCUGAAGAGAAAGCUCAGAGGAUUGCUAAAGCGGUGCGUAAACAGUCAACAGAAGUGAAGGAAAAUUGGGAGCAGUUGAAUGUUCAUGCAAACAGCUGGCAGAAGCAGGUAGAAAAGGCCCUAGAAAAGCUACAAGAACUGCAAACAGCUAUGGAUGACUUUGAGGCCCAUGUGGUAACAGCAGAAAGUGUCCGCAAUGACUGGCAACCUGUUGGAGACCUACUUAUCGAUUCUUUACAAGAUCACAUUGACAAAACCACAGCUUUUAAAGAAGAAAUUGUUCCUUUGAAGCAAGAAGUCAAAAUGGUUAAUGACCUGGCUGGUCAGUUAUCUCCACUUGAUGUCACUUUAUCUCCAAAGAUUUCUCACCAGCUUGAUGACCUAAAUAUGCGGUGGAAACUGAUACAGGUUGCCGUUGAGGAUCGGAUCAAGCAGUUGCAAGAAGCAUACCGGGACUUUGGUCCAUCAUCACAACAUUUCCUCUCCACUUCUGUUCAGUUGCCAUGGCAGAGAGCUGUGUCACACAACAAUAAGGUGCCAUACUACAUCAACCACCAGACUCAGAGUACCUGUUGGGAUCACCCAAAAAUGACAGAACUUUUCCUUUCAUUGGGUGAUUUAAAUAAUGUGCGUUUUUCUGCUUACCGGACUGCUAUGAAGAUCCGCCGACUGCAAAAAGCACUCUGUUUGGAUCUCUUGGAACUGAAUACAGCACAUCGCAUCUUUGAACAACAUAAACUAGUACAAAAUGAGCAGCUUCUAAACGUGACUGAGGUGAUCAAUUGUUUAACAACCAUUUAUGACGGCUUGGAACAAAAUCACAAGGAUUUGGUUAAUGUGCCACUCUGUGUUGACAUGUGCUUGAACUGGUUGCUUAAUGUCUUUGAUACGGGUAGGAGUGGAAGAAUCAGAGUGUUAUCUUUAAGGAUCGGAUUGAUGUGCCUAUCCAAGGGUCUUCUGGAGGAAAAAUAUAAGUAUCUUUUCAAACAAGUAAGUGGACCCACUGAUCUCUGUGACCAGCGAAACCUGAGUCUCUUGCUUCAUGAUGCAGUCCAGAUCCCUCGCCAGCUUGGGGAAGUAGCUUCGUUUGGAGGUAGCAACAUAGAACCAAGCGUCCGCAGUUGUUUCCAAUACGCUCAGAACAAACCAGAGAUUGAUGCUAAACUGUUUGUAGAGUGGAUGAGACUAGAGCCUCAGUCCAUGGUCUGGCUACCUGUUCUACACCGAGUGGCAGCUGCUGAAACUGCAAAACAUCAGGCGAAGUGUAACAUCUGCAAAGAAUGCCCAAUUGUAGGCUUUAGGUAUCGGAGCCUCAAGCACUUCAACUAUGACAUCUGCCAAAGUUGUUUCUUUUCAGGACGUACUGCAAAAGGACACAAAUUGCAUUAUCCAAUGGUGGAAUACUGUACCCCGACAACGUCAGGCGAAGACGUACGUGAUUUCACUAAGGUGCUGAAAAAUAAGUUCAGAUCAAAGAAGUACUUUGCCAAACAUCCCCGACUGGGUUACCUGCCAGUACAAACAGUCUUAGAAGGCGAGAAUCUUGAGAUUCCUGUCACACUCAUCAGCAUGUGGCCCGAGCAAUAUGACCCCACACAAUCUCCACGGCUGUCCCAAGAUGACACACAUUCCAGAAUAGAACACUAUGCCAACAGGCUGGCACAGAUGGAGAGAACUAAUGGAUCCUUGCUCACCGACAGUAGUUCUGCCACAGGAAGUGUUGAUGAUGAACACGCGCUAAUUCAACAAUUCUGUCAAACACUGGGAAGUGAAUCACCUGUAAGCCAGCCCCAGAGUCCUGUUCAGAUCCUCAAGUCAGUAGAGAAAGAGGAACGGAGUGAAUUGGAACGCAUCAUUGCCGAUCUUGAGGAGGAGCAAAGGAAUCUACAAUCCGAGUAUGAACGGUUAAAGCAACAGCAGGUUCUAAGAGGUGUAAAACCCCUGCCAUCACCACCUUUCUCACCAACUCAACAUAGCUAUCAAGAUGCUGAGCUACUGGCUGAAGCUAAACUCCUACGACAACACAAGGGGAGACUGGAGGCCAGAAUGCAGAUUUUGGAGGACCACAACAAACCUGAAUCACAGUUGUGCCGACUGAGAAAUCUAUUGGAAGAGCCGUUAACAGAAUCAAAGUUGAAUGGAGUCAAUGCUGUUACUCCACCUGCAUCCUUUCAGCUUGCUGAAAACAGUCAAACAUUUAACGAGGGCUUCAGCUCACAGACAGAUGAAUUAUUGAUCCCGCCCCAGGACACAAAUACAGACCUCACAGAUGUCAUGGAGCAAAUCAAUAGUUCUUUCCCCGGUUGCAGCCAUAAUGAUGCAGCAAUUUGUCCCACUCACCAGAAACAUUGAGAUUACCAUUUCUUGUAAUGACUAACAGCAGUUGUGAAGAAAAGGAAAACUGAAUCAGACCUGAAGAGAAUCAUUCAUUCCACAAGUCUGCCUUGCUGAAGGAGCUUAACUCUGGAGACCUAGCCCAAGUAGUUUUAACUAUUGUCUGUUCUUCUUUGCUUUUGCUAUGCAAUUGUAAAAUAAUGAAAUGUAAAAUGUUGGAGUCUGCAAAAAAAAGUACCAUUAUUUGUACAAACAUGCAACAUUUCGGGAGGAGAACUUUUUACCACUUUUUACUUGUGGUGUGAGAGAAUAUUGAUGAGACAUUCACAAAUCGUAUGUGCAUUUUACACUGUUUUAAAGAAAAUUACACUCUCUCUAACACCAGCCUCUUAGAAAAUAGCCUUACAAAUGUGUCUCUGAAUGUUCGCUAAAGAAAGUAGCUUAUUUUUGAAGUUCUGCCAAAGUCUUGCAAAUAUGGGAGGAGAAAUUUUCUCCUCUUCAGUGUGAAUUUUAAUGAUCUGUGCCCAAGCAAAUUUUAUGAAUAGGAAAGAUAUUUUAAUGUAUUGUAGCAAUGUAAAGCCAUGACCACCUUUCUACCUCAGACCCUCCUUCCUUUGUAAUCAUUCUCACACAGUGCAUUCCACUGCAUAUUAAGCUUUCAUUUUGCAUCAUACCAAAUGGCAGAAGGGUCCAACUAUUUGGUCAGUUGUGACUUGUUGGUAUCUUCACUUCUAUUUGAUUAUAUAGCUAAAAAAAAUUGAUGAGGAUCUGCCCUACAUUCUACAAAAAGCAUCUACCCCCGCCAUCUGAAUGAUAGAAUCACUGACCAUAAGGUAGGUUCUACCACUACACUGCAAACUUUCUCAUCUUCUUUGUUCAGUAAUUGGCAUUAUAUUUUAACAUGUGAAGGCACCAUGUGGUCUUUUAGGUAUAUAAUCUAUAUCUUAAGUCCUGAUCACCUCUGACACCACUACAUAGUUCAUUCAAAAUAAAGUUCAUUCAUUUAACAAAAAAAUAAACAGAAAAUGCCUUUUCAUUUUUAUCACCGUGGCUUUCACUGUUAAUGUGGGUUGGUUCAUGAUGUUUGCUGUAUUCUCUUGAAGGAAGGGCAGAGCUUUUUGGCUGUUUACAUAUCCAGUGAUUGAAUAAAAACAUCUGAUCUGGUGUUAACAGAAACAAAAUAUAUCAUUUAAUAUUGUUCUUAACAAUGUUACAUCUCAGAUUUCACACCAGCCAUACUGGAUACCAAGGAAUUACAAUAUUGUCUCUUGUUUAACCAACAUGCUUUAAUCUAUUUCAUUUGCCAGAGGGCAAGAAGCUUUCAUUUCACUCCAAAGUUGUUCUAUACCACAAACUAGGAGACACAUCAAUAAACUCUGAUCCAGUAGCAGAGCAAGAUGUCUGAACACUGAAAUAGCAGAAUUUUUUCCCAUGCACUUGAGAAUAGAUAAUCAACUUGCAAGUGAGAAUUUUUAACAAUACCAAGAUGCAAACCUGUUGUGUUGAUGUGCAUACAUAUUUGAAAUGUGCUUUAUGGUUGCUUGCUCAGCAGUUUUGUUCAUAACUUAUUUUGUUGAACUGAACUUGAAAAUUAUUUGACAGGCCAAAAAUUAUUUAUUCUGAAACAGACUACUACUCCACUUAUGUACAAUUGUAUUUGUAAAAUUGCUCUUGAACCUACUUAAGCCCUUUCAGGAAACAAGAAGGAUCCUUCACUGCAUGGAUUGCAGCAGUUCAAGGAGGUGGUUCACCCCCACUUUUUUAAGAGAAGAUAUGCACAUAAAGAUGCAGGGACAGCCACAUUCUGUGAAUAAUUUAAAGAAAAGAAAAAUCUCAUCUUAAUUAUGAUACAGUCUUAGGAAGGUAAGAAAGUGUACUUGAAUGUGAGGUAUGGAUAAAUCUGAGAGAAAGUAUCAUCAAAAAUGAGAAUACGGUAGGUGUUGUACUUGAAUGAUUUAAGUGUAUGCCAAAAGCUAACAGUGCUUAAAAAUUAAUUAGUUGCUCUCUUUAAAUAUAAUAAAGGGAAUGGGAAAAAUAUGUGUACAUACACCACAUUUAAUGUAGACUAAAGAAAAUCAUUGGCCUUAAAAUCAGGCUGUAGAAUAGAUAUUUUGAGAAAUCCAUUUAAAAUGGGGAGCUGUUCCUCUGAAAUAUUCCAAACUUGUCAACAGAACCAAACUUCAAGAUGAUCUUCUUUUCCUAUAUUGUUGUCAUAACCU
Messenger RNA from Pristis pectinata (smalltooth sawfish), 13342 nucleotides. RefSeq names its product dystrophin-like. The record is from RefSeq and is a predicted model, not a curated record. Gene Ontology annotation, biological process: synaptic signaling. Gene Ontology annotation, cellular component: plasma membrane. Gene Ontology annotation, molecular function: protein binding; zinc ion binding. NCBI's taxonomy places the organism in Eukaryota, Metazoa, Chordata, Chondrichthyes, Rhinopristiformes, Pristidae.